Molecule: messenger RNA, 2060 nt
Organism: Pteropus alecto (black flying fox)
Lineage: Eukaryota; Metazoa; Chordata; Mammalia; Chiroptera; Pteropodidae
Gene: ZFP57
Product: ZFP57 zinc finger protein
Exons: 5
Coding region: 453-2018 (521 amino acids)
Biological process (GO): negative regulation of transcription by RNA polymerase II
Molecular function (GO): DNA-binding transcription repressor activity, RNA polymerase II-specific
Source: RefSeq, a predicted model, not a curated record
UCUUCCUUUCUGGCUUUUUAGACUGUGAACACUUUAUGUUGCCGGGACCCACAGCCUCAGCUCAGUAACCGGGCAGCGGACGCGGGUUCCUAGACUUGGGCACCAGCCAGUGGUUAGAAGCAGGGUGAAACAGAAGGCAGAUGCCUUCAUAGUCCCAACCUGGCAUUACUGGACAAUGGCAGCUGAAGCAGGAGUGACGAGAUCCCUGAACUUUCACAACUGAGAACCAAAGUUGUUCUCAGUUGUGAAAGAAGAGAAUUUGGAACACAGAACAAAAAAAGGAAGACAGCCCCUUGGAGCAGAUACAUUUGUCACAGGAAGCCACGUCAAACCCUGGGGCCUUUGCAAAGCCUCUCCAUCUGCUUAAUUACUGGGAAGUAGAUAGCCCCAGGAAGGUGUCCAGCCAGCCUUUGGGGCAAAGCCAGGAGUGGAUAAAACUAGAAAGAGACGCCAUGGAAGAGAAGGUGUUUGACCAGCUGAAGCCGAUUGAACCUGUACAGAAGCUGCUCCCUCACGUGGACAAGGAGACUCUUCGGGAAGCUCUGAAGAGAGAGGGCUGGUGGAAAGCAUGGGUGAAGAAGCCAGUCACCUUUGAGGAUGUGGCAGUGAAUUUCACCCAGGAAGAGUGGGAAUCUCUAGAUGCCAGUCAGAGGGUCCUCUACCAGGAUGUUAUGUCAGAGACCUUCAAAAACCUGGUGUCUGUGGAUCUGAUUACCAAGCUUGAACAAGAUGAGAAACAGUGGAGAGCAGAUCUUUGUCCCCCAAACAGAGAAGGCCACCCUUCAGGAGGCAAGAAGGAGGAACUGCAAGAACACAGUCAGAGUUUGAGAGAUGAGGGGACUAAUGAUGACAAAGUCUCCCUUGCUUAUGGAGGGUCAAGCCUAGCCUCUGCUCCAGCUGGGUCCAUGGCCCCAGUGUUCCCAGCAUCCUGGGCUGGGCCACCCUUUUCCUGCCACACUUGUGGGAGGUGUUUCAGCAAGCGCUCCAACCUCCAUAGCCACCAGUUUGUUCAUAAUCCUAAGCAGACUAACAACUGCAGCCAGUGUGGGAAGUCAUUUCAGAACCCCAAGGCCCUCAGCCACCACAGACGCAUGCAUCUUGGGGAGAGGCCCUUCUGUUGCUCACUUUGUGACAAGACCUACUGUGAUGCUUCUGGACUGAGUCGUCACCGCCGUGUCCAUCUGGGUUACCGGCCCCAUUCAUGCCCCUUCUGUGGGAAGGGCUUCCGGGACCAGUCUGAGCUCAAACGCCACCAGAAGACACACCAAAACCAGGGGACAGUAGCUGGAAACCGGAAGCAUAUUGUGAGGAGUCCAGGCACCACAACUGGAUUCCAGGAACUCAUUGUCAGGAGCCAGGGGCUUACAACUGAGAACUAUGCACCAGUGGCUGGAGCCCAAGAACCCAUGUUUAGAGCCAAGGGUCUUGUAGCUCACACGCAACCAUCUGUAGAUGGGAACCAGGCACCCACAGGCAAGAACCAAGCGAUCACUGUGAGAACUUGGGCACCAAUUAUUACAACCCCAGGGCCUGUGUCCAGGACCCAGGCAGCCAACCCUAGAGCCCACUGCCUGGAUACCAGGUCCAAGUCUCACCUACCAAAGGCUUCAAGACUCAAGGUCUUUUCUUGCCCUUAUUGUCCCUUGACUUUUAGUAAGAAGACAUAUCUCUCCAGGCACCAGAAGGCCCACCUCACACAGCAGUUAAACUGCUGCUUCUGCUGUGGCAAGUCCUUUAGCUCAUUCUCUGAGCUGGUCAGGUACCAGCAGACUCACUGGAAGCAGAAGAUCUACCGUUGCCCUAUCUGUGACAUAUGCUUUGGGGAGAAGGAGGAUCUUGUGGGUCACUGGGGGAGCUACAAAGGCGAAGGGCUGUGCCUGGGCAGUCCUCAAAAAUGCUGGGUUAUCCUGGAUCAGUGGCUUGGAAAGGAAAUGCAUCUUCUAGGAUCCAUACCCCUAGGGGAGGGUUGGGAAGGAAGGGAGAAAGCAUGUUGGAAAGGAAGAGAAAAAAGCAAAUGAGGCAGCAGAGGAUCUUGAAACAUAAAUAAAUGUUCUUUUUUG